CAAAUAUAAAAGCCUUUGAAGUUUUUUCAUAAAAUGUUUGGUAUGUUCAAUUGCAAGACAAAAUUUUCCCAUGCCUUGUCUAUUAUUGAGCUUUCCGUACAUAUGGAUUGUGAAGGGUGCGAAAAACGGAUCCGAAGAGCAAUCUCGAAAAUCGAUGGGGUAGACGGGUUGGAAAUCGACAUGGCUAUGCAGAAGGUAACGGUGACUGGUCAUGUGGACGAGAAGAAGGUGCUGAAAGUGGUGAGGAGAACCGGAAGGAAAGCAGAGUUUUGGCCAUUUCCAUACGACAGUGAAUACUAUCCUUAUGCUUCACAGUAUUUGGAUGAAUCCACAUAUAAUUCUUCUUAUAACUAUUACAGACAUGGGUUUAACGAAAGCGUGCAUGGGUACUUCCCUGAACAAGCUUACACCACUGUCCCUGACCAAACUGUUCAUCUCUUUAGUGAUGAUAAUGUUCAUGCUUUCUGCAAUAUCAUGUGAUAUUCACUUCCGUUUUA
This is a messenger RNA of Hibiscus syriacus, 497 nucleotides long. Its product is annotated as heavy metal-associated isoprenylated plant protein 45. The record is from RefSeq and is a predicted model, not a curated record. Gene Ontology annotation, molecular function: metal ion binding. The transcript has 3 exons. Lineage: Eukaryota; Viridiplantae; Streptophyta; Magnoliopsida; Malvales; Malvaceae. Bases 34 to 480 code for a protein of 148 amino acids.